UGCUGUUAACUAUCAGCAUCUUGCACGAGAGCAUUCUGUUUGCGAGCGAUUUCCACUCACGUUUUUUUUUCUUUAAAUCAAAGUUAGUUUGAAAAGACUGCAGCGUAUCAUUUUGGCCCCAACCGAACACACUAGUUUUCUUUCCGAAAAUAAUGGAAGACGAGGAUGAUCCCGUCAUUGAAGAGAUUCCCGUCUAUCUGUCCAAAACAUUGGCUGAGAAUCUGUACUUGUUGCAGUAUCCGGUGAAGGCAUCCUCAGCAACAUUCGACGAUGGUCAGGUGGUAAACAGUUGUGUUAAACCAAUUAAUCAACAGAUUAAGGUGGACUACGCUUUGAACACAGCUUCGAAAAACUAUGACUCGUUCAAGGGAGAACAAUUCGCAAUUGCCGCUGAUGGUAAGGAUAAGGAUCGUCAGCAGCAGAAACCUACCUUCCGUAGUGGCACCAUGGAUAAGCAAUCUUUCCUCAGUUCCAAGCCUAUCGAAGACGUCAAUCGGUACAUGCUGUGUGUACUGCAGGACCGGGAAAUACAUGGUACUGCGUUGAAGGGUAUUAUUUCAAUGCGACAAGUGUUUUCCUAUUUCGAUAAGCAGGACAAGCGGACGAAGGCCGAAGAGAAAGCCGAACAGGAUGCGGACGCCGAUGAGGAGGAACUCAAGCAGGUCACCGUUAAGUUCGCCCGCACUGAGAACGAGAAGGUGCGGAAGGCUAGAGAAAAAUCGUUCAACUAUAUUGCUAAAAUGGAAUCGGAGGAACCAUGGUGCGAAACUUUUUGGCACACAAAAAACUCCACCGCUGCGGAGCUCGAAAGACAGAAACUGUACUGUGGCGGUUCCACUCGUAGUGGAAUCGAUGGUGCUCUGAAUGUUACCUCGGAUGAGUAUCUGGGUAUGUUAAUAAGUAAGGAAAAAACCGAUAGGAAUAUCGACUCUAUGCUGCCAAGUCGGGUCAUCAGUAUGCACAAGUUGAAGCAGAUGCCCCUUAUCGAUCAGAUAAAGAACAUUCUCAAGGAUGCGAAAGUGCUAACGUUCCAGCAAAUUAUUGACCUUCUGCCGGAUCGAAGUGUCGCCACGGAAAAAGUUCUCCGCACUCUUCCGAUGGCGGGUGUAUUAAUCCGGGGCAACUGGGUUGUCCAGUCGGACAUCAUCUACCCAGAAGGGAGCGUUUCUAGGACAAAUGGUGUUCCAGCAGAGCAGAUGUGCAAAGCACGGGAUUAUAUUCUCUAUCGAUACACCCAAUGCGAUACACUGGAGCGGCAUCAGCUAGCACUGAUUACCCAGUUGCCUACCGAAGAAAUACAUGAGAUUCUGAACUCGGUCGCGAAAUUGAACAGCGAUCGCAGCUGGAGUCUGCUGUUGCCACCGAACGAGGAUUUCUCAACCAAUGAGCUGGAAAUUAGUGAUAGGCAAAACGCUUUCUGGGCCGCCCAAGCGGACAAUUUCAACGAUAUGGAGAAGUGCACCAAGCGUUCACCCAAAAAGUCGACGCGAUCGGAUAGCAAGUAUGACGUAAAAAUGAGCAACGGAUAGCGAAAAGUACGCUUGUUAUGAGCCAAUUUAUAUUAUGUUAUGAAAUCAAUAAGCGAAACUAUUUAUACUUAUCGAUAAAAUGUAUAUGUAAGACAACAAAAGCAUUCGCUGUUAGUCCGAAUUCCC
Molecule: messenger RNA, 1655 nt
Organism: Toxorhynchites rutilus septentrionalis
Lineage: Eukaryota; Metazoa; Arthropoda; Insecta; Diptera; Culicidae
Gene: Polr3E
Product: DNA-directed RNA polymerase III subunit RPC5
Exons: 4
Coding region: 153-1529 (458 amino acids)
Biological process (GO): DNA-templated transcription
Cellular component (GO): RNA polymerase III complex; nucleus
Source: RefSeq, a predicted model, not a curated record